This is a messenger RNA of Oryza brachyantha (malo sina), 2159 nucleotides long. RefSeq names its product protein NRT1/ PTR FAMILY 6.2. Gene Ontology annotation, molecular function: transmembrane transporter activity. The transcript has 2 exons. Bases 81 to 1856 code for a protein of 591 amino acids. Lineage: Eukaryota; Viridiplantae; Streptophyta; Magnoliopsida; Poales; Poaceae. Gene Ontology annotation, biological process: transmembrane transport; oligopeptide transport. The record is from RefSeq and is a predicted model, not a curated record. Gene Ontology annotation, cellular component: membrane.
GUGGAGUAACCAAAGCUUUCGAGCUUAAAGCCCAACGUAGCCAGCUCUAAUCUAGCUGUUCAUCGACGAAAACAUCAUCAAUGGAGGGGAAGAAGACGACGACGGAGAGGUCGCCGUGGAGCGGCGGCGAUGGCGGCGGCAACGUGGUGCGGGACGCGGUGGACUACCGGGGUUGCCCGGCGGACAGGGCGGCGACGGGAGGGUGGGUGGCGGCGGCGCUGGUGCUGGGGAUCGAGCUGUGCGAGCGGCUGUCGACGAUGGGCAUCGCGGUGAACCUGGUGACGUACCUGACGGGGACCAUGCACCUGCCGAGCGCCGCCGCCGCCAACGUCGUCACCGACUUCAUGGGCACCUCCUUCCUCCUCUGCCUCCUCGGCGGCUUCCUCGCCGACUCCUUCCUCGGCCGCUACCUCACCAUCGCCGUCUUCGCGCUCGUCCAGGCCGUCGGCACGGGCCUGCUCGCCGUGUCCACGCUGAUGCACCAGCUGCGCCCGCCGCCGUGCGCCGCGGCGGCGGCGGGGGUGGCGUGCGAGCAGGCCACACCGGUGCAGAUGGGCGUGCUCUACGUCUGCCUCUACCUCAUCGCGCUCGGCACCGGCGGCCUCAAGUCCAGCGUCUCCGGGUUCGGCACCGACCAGUUCGACGACCGCGACGACCGGGAGCGCGCCGCCAUGGGCCUCUUCUUCAACCGCUUCUUCCUCUUCAUCAGCUCCGGCACGCUGCUCGCUGUCACCGUGCUCGUCUACGUCCAGGACCACGUCGGCCGGAGCUGGGCCUACGGCAUCUGCGCCGGCGCCAUGCUCGUCGCCAUCGCCGUCUUCCUCUCCGGCACCAGGAGGUACCGCUACAAGCGGAGCUCCGGGAGCCCCAUCGUGCACAUCCUCCAGGUGCUCGUCGCCGCCGCCCGGAAGCGCGGGCUCAAGCAGCCGCUCACCGCCGCCGCGCUCUACGAGGACCGCCCCGACCACGCCCGGAUCCCCCACACCGCCCAGUUCCCCUGCCUGGACAGGGCGGCGGUGAUGGCCGGCGACGACGACAACGAGGUGGUCGGGCCGGACGGGCGGGCGGCGCCGAACCCGUGGAAGCUCUGCUCGGUGUCGCGGGUGGAGGAGGUGAAGAUGCUGGCGCGGCUGAUGCCGGUGUGGGCGACGACGAUCCUCUUCUGGACCAUCUACGCGCAGAUGAUCACCUUCUCCGUCGAGCAGGCCACCACCAUGGACCGCCGCAUCGGCGGCUUCGAGAUCCCGGCCGCCUCGCUCACCGUCUUCUUCGUCGGCGCCAUCAUGGUCACCCUCGCCGUCUACGACCGCGUCUUCAUCCCGGUCUGCCGCACCCUCACCGGCAAGCAGGGCUUCACCAACCUGGAGAAGAUCGGCAUCGGCCUCGCCCUCUCCGUCGUCGGUAUGGCCGCCGCCGCCCUCUGCGAGAAGAAGCGCCUCUCCGCCGCCGCCGCCGCAACGCCGGUGCCGAUCAGCGUGUUCCUGCUGACGCCGCAGUUCCUGCUGGUGGGCGCCGGCGAGGCGUUCAUCUACACGGGGCAGCUGGACUUCUUCAUCACGAGGUCGCCCAAGGGGAUGAAGACGAUGAGCACGGGGCUGUUCCUGACGACGCUGUCGCUGGGCUUCUUCCUCAGCAGCGCGCUCGUCUCGCUCGUCAAGGGCGCCACCGCCUGGCUCGCCGACACCAUCGACCGCAGCCGCCUCGACUACUUCUACUGGCUCCUCGCCGUCCUCAGCGCCCUCAACCUCGCCGCCUACCUCGUCUGCGCCAUGUGGGCCACCGCCAAGCCUCCGCCGCCGCCGCAGCAGCAGCACCAGCUCGCCAUGGCGGUCGCCGACGCCGACGACAAAUGCUAGCUAGUACCUAUAUACAUACAGAGAGAUCAUACACUCCAAUAUGUAUAAGCACUUGGCUAUGGUUAGUUAAUUAAUCAAGAGGCAUUUUACAGAUUAUGUGCCCCUUCAUGCAGUAGUUCUUCAUGCAAGCUCAGUGUUCGGUGUUCACUCGUGAUUAAUGAUGAAACUAAGAAACAUCUGAGAUUAAAUUAAUAAGAUCACCCUUUUUAGUUCUCAGCUCAGUGUUCAGUGUUCACUCAUGAUUAAUGGUGAAACUAAGAAACAUCUGAAAUUAAAUUCACUAGAUGUAUACCCGCGCGUUGC